CGGGCGAUUUGAGUGGAGUGAGCCAGACGAGACCGAGAUACCACCGUUUCUGUUUCAGAAUAAACACAACGAAAAUCGGUCGUUUUCCCGAUUCACGGUCGGUAUGAACGAAGGGACACCCAGAGGCACAAUGUCGGACUCUAAUAAGCUCAAUGGCUCGCUGCGGAGACGGUCACCGCGGUUAAGUUCUCCUCUUCAGGCUGACGUAAAAACAGACAAGAAAAUGGCGCCGGCGCCUGUCGCCGUGAAACGCUCCAUAACUGUGAGGAAAAUAGCUCCCAGAAAAACAGCGGCACCGUCGGAGCAUAACAAGGAGAACACACCGAGACGGUCUGAGUCGGAGGGAAGCCAGCAGAAAAAGCAGAAGGUCUCCACGCCAGGUCCUGCCCCGGCCCGUGGCGGCUCCUCCUCGGGUAAGAAGAAGGAGAAGGCCUCUAUGCCCUCUCCGAUCCUCCCCUCCUCGCCACCGCCCUCCCGUCCGCAACAGCCGGCGGUAGAUCCAGAGGACGCGGUGUGGUCGCAGAAAGUGCGCCGGUCCUACAGCAGGCUCAGCGACAAGUCAUUCAACAGCAGCCCCGACUCCCGUGAGACUUUAUUUGGCUUUGAGAAACUGCAGACACCCGAGGUGGUCCGGAGAGUCCAGCAGUCCAAGGCAGGUCUGGAGGCCGCUGAGUCCUUGUCUUGUCUGAACUCAUUCACGUCUUUGCUCGAGGCGGAUGACUGUGGUUCAGCUUUCCCCGAGCCGGAUCCAAAUAUCCCCGGAGUUGCUGUGGUGAAGGAGAAGAGGAGGAGGAAGAAGGUCCAGCAGAUAGACACCACAGAGCUGGACGCACUGGCUGCAGAGAUGAACGCAGUGUUUGAGGAGGCAGAGGGGUUUGAGCUGGUCGUGGAGUAAAAAUACUCAGACUGAAAGACUUGAACAGACUGAAUCUUUUAUGGGAUGUUGUUUUUGUCACUGACAUGCUGACGAAAAAGACUCUGGAUGUGCUUCAUAUUAAAAACAAAAAGCUUUUGUAGAUUUCCAGUUCUUUAUAUUGUAAAUUUAAAUUCCUUGAAGUUUUCUAUGUUUGGUUGUUAAAUGCUCUUAAUGUGGUUGUUUAGGCCUUUAUGUGCAUAGAUUUUUUGAUUUCAGAAUGAAACCAGUAGUUGGACAAGUAAAGCAAAAGCAUGUUCACUCUUUGUAUUAUAAUUCAAACUUUUAUACAGAUUAUCUUUUAAAUUGAAACAAUUGAUCGAUUAGUCGACUGAUAGAAGAACAAUCAGUUAUUUGUGUGAUUGAUUAAUUGUUUCAUUUGUUUUUCAAGCAAAAAAAGUGAAAAAAAAGUCAAAUAUUCUGUAAUUCCAUCACAAUACCAUCACACAUCGGCUCUGCAAAGUCAUGAUGGUCAUUUUUUUUGACAUUUCAUAAUGUCAAAAAUUAAAAAAACAAUUGGCAGAGUAACUGAUAAUGAAACUAAUCAGUAGCUUCAGCCCUGAUUACCUUUAUGAUAAGACUGCAUAUUGUAAAAACUGUUUUUAAAAUGGGCUUUGACUGUGUUUGUCUUCUUUAGUCACAAACUGGUUCAUUGUGUAGAAGAUACAUAUACAGAGGGAAAACGUGACAGUUUGAUAUGGACGUGGAAGCUGUAGGUGGUUUGUAAACAAAACAAUUUACAGAACUGAUAUGAAUCAAAUGCUUUAAAUUGGCAGUUUGUUUCUACGCUUACAGACUAAACUGGCAUUUUGCUUCUCUUCAUUGUUUGUUAUAUUUUAUCUUCAGCAGUUCAGAGGUAUCUGACCAGAUUACUUUCCUUUAAUCCGUUUAUAUUCACAUUUGACUGACUCAGAGGUUCAGAAUACGACUGUAAGACAGCACCUUUCAAUGUUGUUCUUGGACUGUUAUCUCACAUCUGUCCUUUCUUAAACAUAAACAAAAACCUGUUUUUAUUUUUGCUUGACUGUACAUGUAAAUAAAUACUCAGCAAGUUAAACUA
This is a messenger RNA of Toxotes jaculatrix (banded archerfish), 1973 nucleotides long. It is a transcript of the gene cdca5, whose product is annotated as cell division cycle associated 5. The transcript has a single exon. Bases 104 to 895 code for a protein of 263 amino acids. NCBI's taxonomy places the organism in Eukaryota, Metazoa, Chordata, Actinopteri, Toxotidae. The record is from RefSeq and is a predicted model, not a curated record.